Molecule: messenger RNA, 694 nt
Organism: Dicrocoelium dendriticum
Lineage: Eukaryota; Metazoa; Platyhelminthes; Trematoda; Plagiorchiida; Dicrocoeliidae
Source: the annotation of a GenBank genome assembly
CUUGACCCGCAACCUAUCCCGCCGCAACCCCAGGCAACCGACCGACGCGGUAGACAGGUCAAACGUCCGGUCCGUUUUUCCGAUUUUGUAAGCGUUUGCUAUUUCCAUUAACACGCCUUUUUCGUCUUUAAUGGUUAUCCUGCGUCUCACCCACAAACGUUUUGCAAAAUCGACAAAAAAACCCAAAACAUUUUGAAAAACCUAAAAAGCGUAUUUGCUUUUAUCAUACAUGCCAUGUUCCCUCUCCGGCGUCAAGCCACUUCCCAGACCCUUGCCAACCCCCUCUGAGUUCUAUCUUCCAGAAACUCAACCGCCGGAACUGCCCAGGCAACCCUCGAGUGACUCGCCAACCGGCUCAACGCAACCCUGGAGUGACUCGCCAGCCGUCCCACAGCCCCCAUCCUCACCCCAUUCCCCGCCCUCGAUCGCAGACACCCGCGAAGGAUUGGUCCCUAAACGCCGCCUAGGCAUUGCCGACGAGGACGCCCCGCAUUCCUUCGUGGGACGAGCACGCCUGGAUUUCUUCGUGGGACGAGGACCGUGGACUAAAGUGCGGUGGGGGGAGUGACACCUCCCAAGCGCACCGUCGGGUCUGCAGCAAUGGGAAGGUCCUCUCGACCUUUUUUCUGGACUAGCCAGUUAUUUUUGCAGUCCGACCAGCCCGCCCCGACGGCCCACCGAUGAUGCACUCUGG